AUGAAUAUUCAACCAACAGACACUGAUUCAAUAUCUGAUACAUCUAUCUCGCGUGAAUUUCCACGUUUUCCUGCAAUGUCUCCACAUCUACCUAUUAAUUAUCUUACAACGUCUUCACAUCUACCUGCUGGUGAUCUUAUAAUGCCUGCCAAGCACAACAAAUCUUAUAAAAAAAGUUAUCCAAUAUCAAAUAUCGUUCUACUUGGAUAUUAUGUGAUUGGUCAGGUUUCUAAAUGGUCGAUUGGAUCAAUUUUAACACCUUUGGUAAGUGUUAAUGAUACUAUUGAAGAUGUACUUGAAAAUACGAGCAACGGUGAUAUACGUUCAAAAAUAUAUGGGAUAUAUUCGGGGUGGAGUCCGGAAAAUUGCACUAUCGUUAUGCAGCCCCAAGAUACCUUUAAUCAAUGUUGCGUAACUAAUCGGUGUAGAAAUUGGUUACUUAUUUAUUGUGCUGUGACUUUGGAAUGGUUCAAAAAAGAUAGAAUGUGUUGGUGUUGUGGACGUCUAGUACGUCAUAAUUAUCAAAAUUGCCCUAAUCGCAAUUUAUGUUGUUAUGAAUCUGGACAAUCUCAUAAAUCUGGUCAGUGUCCGAGUAAUACGAAGUAUAAGGAAAACAAACCGCAGGGUAUCCCGCCCAUUAUCGUUAAAGAAAACGCGCAACGAAUGUUUAUAUCACCAAUAAAAGGCGGGGUAAACGACAUGAAUCAGCACCAUUAUAAAAAUGACAUUUUUAUAUAA
This is a messenger RNA of Ambispora gerdemannii, 738 nucleotides long. The record is from the annotation of a GenBank genome assembly. NCBI's taxonomy places the organism in Eukaryota, Fungi, Glomeromycota, Glomeromycetes, Archaeosporales, Ambisporaceae.